ACGCGAGCACCCUCGUCCACACCCCCUCAGCCCGCUCCCCUGCCUGCCUUCGAUCCCCACCACCAGCCAGCGCCGAUGCCGCGGCGAGCGAUCGAGGUCCGGGCCGACGGCGCCGCGCCCAAGUGGUGCAUGUCGCUGCUGGAGAACACCUUCACGGCGUUCCUCAAGUCCCCCGGCGCCGACGCCGACACCAAGGCCGUGUUCGCGGAGGGCUCCCUGUUCAGCCCCUACCUGUUCGGCAAGUUCUUCGACCCGGCUGAUGCGUUUCCGAUGUGGGAGUUUGAGUCCGACGUGCUGCUCGCCGCGCUCCGCCGCGGCGCCCGGACCACCGUCGACUGGGCCGAGAACGACUGCGAGUACUGCCUCAGAGCCGACAUACCAGGUGGAAGAAAGUGCGACGUGGAGGUAAGCGGCGACGGCGCAAAGGUGGUGGACGUGAGCGGGCUAUGGCGGGCGCCGCCGGCGGACGGCCGGGACUGGCGCGCCGGCCGGUGGUGGGAGCACGGCUUCGUGCGGCGCGUGGAGCUGCCGGAGGACGCCGACGGGGGCAGGGUGGAGGCCUACUUCGACGACGGUGCGGGGUUGCUGGAGAUCAAGGUCCCUAAGAGGAGCAGCGACACGCACCAACAAGCCUGAGAGAACCGGAACCUCUCGACGCCCGCAACUGGAUUGGAUCAGACUAACCGGAUGCAUUUGCCGGUGAAAGGCAAUUAUUCUCCUUCUGAUGUGAUGAUGAGCAGUUGAUGGCGACUGAAAAGGCCGCGUAAUCUCGGUAGAAAUUCGGAAAGAUAUGGCUGAGACGAAAAGGAGCGAGGAUUACCUAUCUAUCCAUUGCAUGAUGUUGCAAAUCCAAUGUAGUAGUAGUAAAAUAUGUUCUUCAGUUCCACUGUGAAUAAAUGACUAAUUAAUCAGCA
Messenger RNA from Triticum urartu, 914 nucleotides. RefSeq names its product HSP20-like chaperones superfamily protein. The record is from RefSeq and is a predicted model, not a curated record. NCBI's taxonomy places the organism in Eukaryota, Viridiplantae, Streptophyta, Magnoliopsida, Poales, Poaceae.